Molecule: messenger RNA, 2636 nt
Organism: Capsicum annuum
Lineage: Eukaryota; Viridiplantae; Streptophyta; Magnoliopsida; Solanales; Solanaceae
Product: beta-amyrin synthase
Exons: 19
Coding region: 192-2477 (761 amino acids)
Biological process (GO): triterpenoid biosynthetic process
Cellular component (GO): lipid droplet
Molecular function (GO): beta-amyrin synthase activity
Source: RefSeq, a predicted model, not a curated record
CAAUUAUAAUUUCUUUCUCUUGGUGAGUCUUUGCUCUCUCUAUUCUUUCUUUUAUAAAAAUAAUUUUUGUCAUCACUCUUAUCUUUAGUAAGUAUUUUUCAUACACCAGAAUUUAAGAAAUGUGGGUGUUCGAGAGGUUCAAACACACAUUUUAACACUCAAAGUUUUAAGAUAGAAAUAAGAAAUUAAGAAUGUGGAAGUUGAAAAUUGCAAAAGGAGAAGAUGGGCCAUAUUUGUUCAGCACAAACAACUAUGUUGGGCGACAAAUAUGGGAGUUCGAUCCAAAUGCUGGAACUGCAGAAGAACGGGCUGAGAUCGAACAGGCCCAUCAACAAUUUUGGAACAAUCGUUAUAAAGUCAAGUCCAAUAGCGAUCUUCUUUGCCGAAUGCAGUGUCUCCGAGAAAAGAAUUUCAAACAGAAUAUUCCAUCAGUAAAAGUGGAUGAAGGUGAAGAAAUUAGCCAUGAAGUUGCUACAAUUGCAUUACGUAGAGCUGUUCAUUUCUUCUCAGCUUUACAGGCUAGUGAUGGACAUUGGCCUGCUGAAAUUACUGGUCCUCUCUUCUUUGUUCCGCCUCUUGUUAUGUGUAUGUAUAUCACUGGGCAUCUUAAUACAGUAUUCCCAGCUGAGCAUCGUAAGGAAAUUCUUCGGUAUUUAUAUUGUCACCAGAAUGAAGAUGGUGGAUGGGGUUUGCACAUUGAAGGUCACAGUAAUAUGUUCUGUACUGCUCUGAGUUAUAUAUGCAUGAGGAUACUUGGAGAAGGACCAGAUGGUGGCAAAAACAAUGCAUGUGCUAGAGCAAGGAAAUGGAUUCUUGAUCAUGGUAGUGUCACUGCAAUUUCUUCUUGGGGAAAAACAUGGCUCUCGAUUCUUGGAGUUUUUGAAUGGUUAGGAACUAAUCCAAUGCCACCUGAGUUUUGGCUUCUUCCAUCUUUUCUUCCCAUGCAUCCAGCAAAAAUGAUGUGUUACUGCCGAAUGGUCUACAUGCCAAUGUCUUAUCUCUAUGGGAAGAGAUUUGUUGGUCCAAUCACACCUCUCAUUUUUAAACUGAGGGAAGAAUUAUAUGAUCAACCAUAUGAUGAAAUUAACUGGAAAAGAGUACGCCAUAUGUGUGCAAAGGAGGAUCUCUAUUACCCUCGUCCAUUGGUUCAAAAUUUGGUGUGGGACAGUCUCUACAUAUGUACUGAGCCUCUGUUGACUCGUUGGCCUUUCAACAAGCUGAGAAAUAAAGCUCUUGAAGCUACCAUGAAACAUGUACAUUAUGAAGAUGAGAAUAGCCGAUACAUCACCAUCGGCUGUGUUAAUAAAGUGUUGUGUAUGCUUGCAUGUUGGGUUGAGGAUCCAAAUGGCGAUUAUUUCAAAAAACAUCUUGCUCGGAUUCCAGAUUAUUUAUGGGUAGCUGAAGAUGGAAUGAAAAUGCAGAUUUUCGGUAGUCAAUCAUGGGAUACUAGUUUUGCUAUUCAAGCUCUAUUGGCCAGUGAGAUGAAUGAUGAGAUAUCGGAUACUCUUAGAAAAGGACAUGACUUCCUAAAAAAAUCUCAGGUGAAAGACAAUCCUUCUGGUGAUUUUGAAGGGAUGUAUCGGCAUAUCUCAAAAGGAUCAUGGGCUUUUUCAGAUCAAGAUCAUGGAUGGCAAUUAUCUGAUACUACCGCCGAAGCAUUAAGGUGCUGCCUUCUCUUCUCGACAAUGCCUUCCGAAUUAGUUGGUGAGGCAAUGGAACCUGCACGACUGUAUGACUCGGUGAACAUUAUUCUUUCCUUACAGAGCAAAAAUGGGGGUGUAUCUCCAUGGGAGCCUUCAGGGGGCUCAGAGUAUUUGGAGUUGCUCAAUCCAAUUGAAUUUUUGGAAGACGUUCUCAUUGAACAUGAGUAUGUUGAGUGCACUGGCUCGGCAAUCCAAGGACUUGUUCUGUUUAAGAAGCUAUACCCUGGUCACCGAACCAAGGAGAUUGACAAUUUCAUUGAUAAUGCUGUUAAAUAUAUUGAAGAUGUACAGAAGCCUGAUGGUUCUUGGUAUGGUAUCUGGGGUGUGUGCUUCACAUAUGCCGCCUGGUUUGCUCUUGGAGGGCUUGCCGCAGAAGGCAAGUCGUAUAGCAACUGUGCCGCUGUUCGUAAAGGCGUAGAAUUUCUUCUAAGAACCCAAAGGCCUGAUGGCGGUUGGGGAGAAAGCUAUCGUUCUUGUCCUGACAAGGUAUACAGAGAUCUACAAACAGAUCACUCAAAUCUUGUACAAACUGCAUGGGCAUUGAUGGGAUUGAUUCAUUCUGGCCAGGUUGACAGAGACCCAAGGCCUCUCCACCGUGCGGCAAGGCUGUUGAUUAAUUCUCAAAUGGAAGAUGGUGGCUUCCCACAGCAGGAAAUUACUGGAGCUUUCUUUAAGAAUUGCAUGUUGCACUAUGCAGCUUACAGAAAUAUAUUUCCACUGUGGGGUUUGGCAGAAUACCGCAAAAAUGUCCUAUUACCAUUAAAACACAACUGAAUAUAUAGGAUGCAAUUUGGUCCUUAAGAAAUAAAGUAGUUUAUUGUUUAUGUUAAUGUAAGUGAUGUAACAAUGUCUAAGAUCAUUAUAAUUCUCUCAAGAAGGUGAUUUGUUCUUCAAUUAAUCUAUAUAAGUUACUGUUGAUGAUUGAGUUGAUUA